CCGACCUCACCUCCCCGCAGGUAACUGGACAGCGACUGCGAGGGAAGAAGGCAGGGGCAGUCCGGGCCGCACGCACGGAGCCGUGGCUGCAGGAGAGCGGGGAGGCGAAUCCGAGACAUGUUCUGGGCUCGUGGGCUCAUAGAGGGACACGCCGGGGCGGUCUCUGCGUGGGGCUGCAGAGUGCGGGCCAAUCGAGUGCGUCCCGGGCCUCAGGGCCGCGUCUGUACCGUGGGCCGAUUGUGUCCUGGCAUCGCCGCGCGGACUGAGCCCGUGUGAAGGGACCGCCUCUAGUUAACGCUCAGCGUGUGGCGCCCGCGGUCGAGCGCGGAUGGGAGGCCGGAGGCCGGGAACCAGGGGGUGGGACCCGCUCCGUUUGCAGGUGCCGGGACAAUCCACUGCCGGCGCCGAAGCCCCCGUCGGCCGCUCGGGUAUGAGUGGCUCCUGAUGGAGCCUCCCGCGUCCCCCACCUCCAGGCGCGCUCCGCGCUGCUCACCCUUCUUUCGAGACCGGAGGAAACGGUUUCCUCCAGGCUGGAGGAGGCUCGGUCUCUUUUGGCCCCUCUGCGGCGCCGUAGCGGUACUUGGCGCGUCCCUAGCAACCGUUAGCGCGGGCUUCUGCCCGCUGGCUCUCUGGAUCCCGCCUUCAGGUGCCGCUGAUUGGCUUUUAAGGCUUGUCAAUCGGUGCGAGUCGCUCUGCGAUUGGCUGAUGGACUAGCGGCGAUAGGCUCCCUCCCGGCGGGGUGAAGUGAACUUGGUGGAGUGACCCUCGCUUUCCCCAGAUGUUGAGUGGGCGCACUGUGUUCUGACAGCCGUUCCCUGGAGGACAGAGGCUCAGCGGCCUUUGACACGGACCAGCGGCGCCUGUGCAGGAGCCUGUCCCUGCCGGCUCCGAUGGAGAGCCCCGCCGCCCUGACCACCCCUGAGCCCAGCAAGCCCUCGUCCUUGGCCAACAGACACCUGAGCAGAAGGAAUGGGCUUUCAAAACUCUGCCAGAGCAGGAUGGCUCUCUCUGAAGACAGAUGGAGCUCCUACUGCCUGUCAUCAUUGGCGGCCCAGAAUAUCUGCACAAGCAGACCGCACUGCGUGGCUGCUCCUGAGCCAGUGGCCCUGGCGGGGUCGCUGGGCAGCGCAUCCUGCUGCUCCCCGCCGGGAGGCUUGUCCUCGGGGUGGUCUACGCCCCUGCUCCCGUCCCCCAUGUAUAACCCGAACAAGGCUGUGUUCAUUGUGGACGCCAAGACCACAGAGAUCCUGGUUGCCAGUGACAAAGCUUGCCAGCUGCUGGGGUACAGCAGCCAUGACCUGAUUGGCCAGAAGCUCACACAGUUCUUCCUGAAGCCAGAUUCUGACAUGGUAGAGGCCCUCAGCGAGGAGCACCUGGAGGCUGACGGCCGCGCCGCCCUCGUGUUCGGCACAGUGGUGGAUGUCCUGAGCCGCAGUGGGGAGAAGGUCCCAGUCUCCGUGUGGAUGAAGAGGGUGAGGCAGGAACAUAGCUCGUGCUGUGUGGUCGUGCUGGAGCCUGUGGAGAGGCUCUCGGCCUGGGUGGCUUUCCAGAGCAAUGGAACCAUAACAUCAUGCGACACUCUUUUUGCUCAUCUGCACGGGUAUGCAUCCGGGGAGGAAGUGACCGGGCAGCCCAUCACAGACCUGAUCUCUUCUGUGCAGCUCCCGCCUCCUGGCGAGCACAUCCCGAAGAAUCUCAAGAUUCAGAGGUCUGUUGGAAGGGCCAGGGAUGGCACCACCUUCCCCCUGAGCUUGAAACUGAAAUCCGAACCAAGUGGCGGGGAGGCAGAAGGCAGGCCGGCAUACCGGGCCUCUGUGUGGGUCUUCUCCACUGUCAGUGGCCUCAUCACCCUGCUGCCCGAUGGCACCAUCUACGGCAUCAACCACAGCUUCGCACUGGCGCUGUUUGGUUAUGGGAAGACGGAGCUCCUGGGCAAGAAUAUCACCUUCCUGAUUCCUGGUUUCUGCCAAUACAUGGACCUUGUAUAUGACAGCUCCUUACCACUGCCAGACCUGGCCGACUGCCUGGACACUGCCACCCAGAGUGGGCCUGGGGAGGUGACCGUGGGCCCCCAGCAGGACCAGAGCCCAGCUGGUGAGUCAGCGGCUAACACCACACUUGCUGGUGGCCGUGUCCUGCUGAGAGGUGAGGUGCUCAAGCCUGUGGGAAGCCAAGAAGCCUUCACUGGGACCCAGGCCCCGGCCACUGGAGGCCAUCGCCCUUCCUCCUGCCCAGCUCCGCCCACUCUGGGGGUGGGCAGCAUCCCAGAAGGAUGCCCCCCAGCCCAGGAACAGUCAUUAUCUGAGGACCAGCAGAACAUCCUGGAAGGAAGCCCGCCAGCCCACAGCCAACAGUCAUGGCCCCAGGACCAGCGGAACCCUGGCUUGGGGAAAGAGGAGCCCCUGGCAGUAGGGAGCUCCCGAGAGACCCUUCGGGGGGAAAGUGGGUCUGACCCAGUGGACACAAAACUAGGUGCUUCCCAUGAACAUCCUGCAGCUCCAGGGCCAGCUGAGAACAGGGGCAGGAGUGUUGACACACACGGCCUAAACCAGGAAGCCCAGCUAGGACAGAUGGGUCUGGGCAGUGCCAGCAGUUCAAGCCACAGAUCUGAUGCUGCCUGUCAGCUGGCUGCCCAUCACCACCCACCUGCACCUGCACAGCGGGGAAGCCCGGGCCCCACCCGGACUGUGCAACUCUUGUGCCCCAUGCCUGCUUUGGAUGAGCAGGGAGCCUUGGGCAGCCAUGAAGAGCUGCACACGUGCUUCGUCAGGGAGCAGCUGUCCAAGCCGAGCUCGGUGGGACCUCAGGGCGUCUCCUACACAGAGCUGCCCCUGGCAGAGCAGCCCCUGCUCCCUGCCCCCGUGUCGCUGUACAACCUGGGUGGCAGAGACCUGCACAGAGGCCGCUCUGGCAGCUCCUCGGCCUGCUAUGCCCUAGCCACGGACCUCCCUGGCAGCCUGAUCGAAGUGGAGGCCUCAGAGGCCAAGGAGAAUUCCUUUACCUGGAACCUCAAGGAGCUCUUCCUCAGCGUGGGGACAGACUGCACCUCCUCACACUGCCCCUGUACCACGUCUGAGCUCCUGGACAGCCCCUCUCCUUCGCGGGGAGGCUCCGGUGUAGACCUGAGCAGUUUGCACGGGCAGAGGCCAGAUGUCCUGGACGACAGAGAGCUGUUGCUGCUGACAGGCACGCGCUUCCAGCCCCGUGUGCGCUGUUUGGGACACAGUCGGGCAGAGCUGUCUGAACCUUGUUCAGCGUCCUCUGUACACUAUGGAGGGAGUGGCAGAGAGAGCCCAGGCCACGUGCCCCCCAUGCUGGGGGCCAGCCCAGGGGAUGUGUGCCCACCGUACGAGCCCGGGCAGGGCAUCCAGGUCACCUCCACUCCUGUGAGAGGGGCCAGCUCAGUGACUCCUGGGGCAGCAGGCCUGCGACAUGACAUUCAGGAGGGCACCUACUGUGGGAGCUGCUACCACCGCGACGGCUUGCAGCUGAGCGUGCAGUUUGAGGUGAAGCGGGUGGAGCUCCACGGCUCCGCGGCAUUGUUCUGCUGCUGGUUGGUGAAAGACCUGCUCCACAGCCACCGGGACUCAGCCACGCGGACCCGCCUGCUGCCCGCCACCCUGCUGAGCCCCGCGCACUCUGUGCCCGAGCUGCCUGCACCCAGCCCAGGCGAGAUGCUCAGAACCAAACCCUGGUUUGAGGAGCCUCCCAAGGCCAUCGAGCUGGAGGGGCUGGUGGCCUGUGAGGGUGCAUACACCCACAAGUACAGCACGCUGAGCCCCCUGGGCUGUGGGGCUUUCGGCUUUGUGUGGACUGCGCUGGACAAGGAGGAGGAUAAGGAGCUCCUCAGGUGGGCGCUGGUGCUCGUGCGGGCGGUCCUCCUCCUCCGCGCACCCUCUGCAGUCUGCCUCCGAAGCCUGAAGGCGGCGGCCGUCUCUCCUGUGGUGGUAAAGUUUAUUAAGAAGGACAAGGUUUUGGAGGACUGUUGGAUUGAGGACCCCAGACUUGGGAGAGUUACCUUGGAGAUUGCAAUUCUGUCCAAGGUGGAGCAUACCAAUAUCAUCAAGGUGUUGGAUGUAUUUGAAAACCAAGGAUUCUUUCAGCUAGUGAUGGAGAAGCAUGGCUCUGGCCUGGACCUCUUUGCAUUCAUUGACCGCCAUCCCAGCCUCGACGAGCCCCUGGCGAGUUACAUCUUCCGGCAACUGGUGUCGGCGGUGGGAUACCUGCGCUCCAAGAACAUUAUCCAUCGGGACAUCAAGGACGAGAACAUCGUGAUCGCUGAGGACUUUACGAUCAAGCUCAUAGACUUCGGCUCUGCUGCCUACUUGGAGAAGGACAAGCUGUUCUACACCUUCUGUGGGACGACUGAGUACUGUGCUCCUGAAGUCCUCCUGGGAAACCCGUACAGGGGGCCAGAGCUAGAGAUGUGGUCGCUGGGAGUGACGCUGUACACACUCGUCUUUGAGGAGAACCCCUUCUGCGAGGUGGAGGAGACCAUGGCAGCUGCCGUGAACCCCCCGUUCCUGGUGUCGGAAGAUCUCAUGAACCUCAUAUCUGGGCUGCUGCAGCCUGUCCCCGAGCAGCGCACCACCUUGGAGAAGCUGGCGACAGACCCUUGGGUGACGCAGCCCGUUAACCUGGCUGACUACACAUGGGAUGAGGUGUGUCAAGUAAACAAGCCAGGUAAGAGGUGUGGCCUGUGCACCACGUCAGGGCCCAUAGCUGGCAUGUCAUCUGUGAAACAAAUAAGGCUUGCUUCUGUUCCAGAGAUACCUGAACACCACUGGGGUUCAGAGCUUGGCUCUGGGCCUUCUAAAGUGGGUGAGCAGCUGUGGGAACCCCUGACAAGGAGGUACCCACAGAAGGGGGCAGGAGCUGGGGGUGGAGGGCCUGAGAAGGGCAGCUGGCCAUGGUCUGAGCAGGCUGAAGGGGAGGUAAGGCCACAGUGAGUGCAGUGCUCUGUGAGUGGGGAGCUUGGGGGGGCCCCUGGCUUUUCAGGUGAGGCUCCAGCAGCCUGGUUGUCUGGUCACUGCUGCUCAGAGCGGGCCGACCAAGCUGGUGUUGAUGGUUCUGGGCACAGAGUCCCUGAAGCACCUCGGCAGGGUCUGGGAACUCUAGAACAUUGCCGGAUGGUUCCGAGGUGUCUCUCUGAUGUCUUUUGCUCAUAGGAACUCUUCCAGAGGGAGGCAUUUUAGAAAUUUGUGUUGUUAGCAUGUGAUACAUUAUCCUCUUCUUUCUUCAGAAAGCAGAGUUCUGUCCACUGUGAGUCUGGAGAUGGAGAACAGGAGCCUGAGUGAAGUGGCCCAUUCCCCGGGGCAGUGCAAGGCCUCGUGCCCCAGGGAGGCCCAUGAGGGGAGCUGAGCACCAGCUUCCCGCUGCUUUUCUUCACUCUGCUAGGAAUCAUUUUGUUUUCACUCAGAGAAGUAAAGUCUCAAGAAUUGGGCCCAGUUCACUUUCUAAAAACUCAUAUGCAAGUUUGCUAAAUGCUAAAACAAAGGCUCCUGAUACUGUUGUUUAGGUUAUGAAAUAUACUUGGAAUUCAUUUUUCCAUGACCUUGAAAAAGCAUUCUAGUGUCAAGCUGAGUUUUGUACUGUGAGAAGGCUUUUAAUUUGUGAACUGAAAGGCACAUUAGAUGCUUUUAAUUUUCUUUUGUUUAUAUGCAUGUGUUGUUGUUUCUUGACUUUGUAUAUGCCCAUCUGAUAUGUGGAAUUUGUAGCACUGGUUAGCCCGAUGGCCAGACUAUUUCAUUAAUUUAUUUUUUUGAACUCCUUCCAAAUUAAAGCAGUUUUGUUAGUAAAUAUUUACCUGCUUGGACUGUAUGCAUUCUUCCACGAUGCUGGUGUGGGAAGCACUUCAUUUGUUUUCCUGUUUCUGUGCUGCACUUGCCAUAGCUGCAGAGAGGUUCAGUCUUGGUCAGUUUGGAGGUCCCUGCCAUGCGGGUGGGUGGGCCCCAAACUCUGCAGCUCGCUCAGUCUAAAGAGGGUAGGGGGUUGUGGUGUUCCCAGGCACUUCCCUUACCCCUGUGCACACCUGUCCUGGCCCGGCCCACCAUCUGUCAGGCCUGUGCUAUGCAUGAGGUCUGUAGCAGGACUCUGCUGUCCACCCACCACACCCUCCCUGCCAUCCAACAGCCAGCUCAGGCCCCACUUCUGUGUUCAUACGGGGGCAUCCUGUCCAAGGCCCCACCUUGCGGCCUAAUGGGGGUGUCCCCCAGGGUGUACGCCGUGUGGGGGUAUCCAGCCCUGACUGGCUGCUUCCAUCUUGCUCAGGUCCCAGUGCAGCUGUCACUCAGAUGCCCCCCCCCACAACUCCAGCCCCUCCUCUGAGAUGGAAGCAGCUAGAGUUGGUGAAAGCCAGCCUGUAUUCUGCAUCUGCUGGAGGGGAGGAAGUGGUUAGGGAUAAGAGGGAACCUUGCAGUUUUGUCCUCUGCUGAGACAGCAGGGAGAGUAAAAUCCCACACAUUGCUUCCUGCAGGUUCCGAGGCUCCCCUACCUAGAGCCUCAGGGGCCAGGCCGCUUCUGGUAGGGUCCCGUGCUCACUUCCUAACGCUCAUUUAGGAGGCACUCAACUGGCCUCAGAUCUCAGGAGGCUCAGCUAACAGUUAAUUUUAUACUCAUCUAGCAGGACGUGGGCUAUGCCUACCCGCUUC
Messenger RNA from Manis javanica (Malayan pangolin), 6650 nucleotides. The record is from RefSeq and is a predicted model, not a curated record. Lineage: Eukaryota; Metazoa; Chordata; Mammalia; Pholidota; Manidae.